UAUAACCCCCCGCAGUCACGGGCAGCUAGCACCAGCACAUGCGUAUAUCACGCUGUUAGCCUCGCGUGCCUCUCAAUUGCCUUUUGCAUGUAGAACACUCGUCGCUCACCUCGACCAUGGCGGAACACAUCCCACAACCACCCUCCAAACCCUUCCCCAUCCGCCCACUCGCCCCUAAAGGCAUGAAGAUCGAAACGCCACUCCUAGAUCCGCGUGUAGAGACUCUCAAAACUAAUCACGGCAAUGUCGGGGUUCUGUCGCCCGUCAAUCAGAACGGGAGCUUCGAAUUCGAUCGCGUUAUAAAGUCCGGCAUGGUGCUCAAGAGGACGCGCAAGACCAAGUCGUGGAAGCCUAUCUACCUCGUCCUACGGCCAAACCUCCUCUCCAUCUACAAAGACAAGGCCGAGACCAGGCUGCGGCACCAGAUUACCCUCUCUGAAGAAAUUACGGCGGUCGCGCGCCAGAAAGACUCCAAGAAAAAGAUGGAUCACGUGUUCGGCUUGUUUUCACCCUCUCGGAACUACCACCUCGGCGCGUCUAGCGAGCAAGAUGCACAGGAAUGGGUCGAGGCUAUUCGGAGAGAGGCGCGCAUCGACGAGGAAGAGGAGGAGAUGAUCCUCAUGAGCCCGUCUGGAAACAAAAAUACAUUCAUGGGCUUUGAUCGGGCGAAACGCGAGCAUCUUGGAUCAAGCUCCUCUGAAGCUGAGCCUAGACCCUCCACUUCCAUCGCCCCCGAGAACAUGCACAGCGCGCGACGAACCUCGCACACCGUGAACUACUCCGGCAAUGAUAUGGGCUCACUCUCAGACUUCUCCGAUACAGGUGGAGCCUUGCAUACCGCUCUCCAGAGCUCCUCCAUCUCCCUCCCGCGAGAUUCCCAUCCACAGAACCGCAACGUUAGCCAAGGGAGCAACAUCGGCGCAACACCUGACGACGAGCGCGUUAUUUACCACGGCUGGCUCUACGUGCUGAAGUCCAAAGGUGGCGUUCGGCAAUGGAAGAAGGUAUGGGUCGUGCUACGUCCCAAGACCCUCGGCCUCUACAAAAACGAAGAAGAAUACUCUGCGAACCUCAUCAUACCGUUCUCGAGCAUAAUUAACGCGGUUGAUAUCGACCCGGUGUCGAAAAGCAAGAAAUACUGCAUCCAAAUCAUCUCUGAAGAAAAGAACUUCCGCUUUUGUGCCGAGAGUGAGGACUCGUUGGCAAAGUGGCUUGGCGCGUUGAAAAGUCUGCUGGUGAAGAGGAAGGAAGCGGAGCAACCGAGAGUGAUUGCCACAACACCAAAUGCGCCCGGCGCCCAACAACAUGCUCAGCAGGCUGCAGCCCCGAAACCGAGAUCCACCAGUGGACAACAGCCUCUUCAAGGAGUGCCAACUACAGCUACAAAUGGAUCGCAACAACAGCAUAUCCAGCAACCUACAGCGUCGAAAACAAGAUCCGCAAGCGAGCAGCGGCCUCUCCAAGGAACGACAGCGGCAACCACAAGCAGCGCACAACCACAAAACUCCCAAAAUCAAAAGUGAUUGAUGUUACUACCCCUUUUAUUGGUCUCUCUGACUAGAUCAUGAAACUGCCGAUUUCUUCCUUCUGGCACAAAUCGCAACCUACUCGCCAUACCUCCACCCCCGACCCCUGUAAAUACCCGGGGUAAAUACCACACAACACAACAUAGUUACCCC
Messenger RNA from Lindgomyces ingoldianus, 1679 nucleotides. Its product is annotated as PH domain-like protein. The record is from RefSeq and is a predicted model, not a curated record. The transcript is spliced from 2 exons. The coding region runs from base 117 to 1523 and encodes 468 amino acids. Lineage: Eukaryota; Fungi; Ascomycota; Dothideomycetes; Pleosporales; Lindgomycetaceae.